Molecule: messenger RNA, 2335 nt
Organism: Stereum hirsutum FP-91666 SS1
Lineage: Eukaryota; Fungi; Basidiomycota; Agaricomycetes; Russulales; Stereaceae
Exons: 6
Coding region: 1-2097 (698 amino acids)
Source: RefSeq, a predicted model, not a curated record
AUGUUGAAAGAGGCUAUCGUACCCGACUUCACCGUGAUCGACUAUACACCUAACACCAAUGACUCCUACAUGCUCAUCCGUUACAACAAGCAGCGCAUGGCAUCUAUCGCGACAGCCAUCGCUGCCGUUCUAUCCAUCCUCCCCCGUUUGACGGUUCUCCAUCUCUCCGAUCUCAAGGAAAUCGAUGGCUAUCGCAAGCCAUCUUCCUUGAUCGCCCUUCUCCGCUAUGUCUUUUGCCCCACCCUCGAAGAAUUCCAGUUGUCCCUUGCCGUCGAGGGCGAUUGCACAAGAGCCUCUAUGUCCCACUUCCUUCAACGGCAUCCUAGAAUUGAGAAGGCUACACUUCGCUUUGGAUGGAAUGCAGAACUCCAGGUUGCCUUAGAUGUCCCAUUGAAGAUGCCGAAGAUGCAAUAUUACGAAGCACCCGCAGGAUAUUUCAAGUGUUUAUCAAACCAGACACCACUGUUACAUGCUUCGAUGAACUGCUUUCACCUGGAUAUCUAUCAUAGCGAGGUCGACAUGGAGUUAGGAGAAGGCCUCAUCAACCUGAAGACUUUUUCGUCGCUGAAGACUUUGACGAUCAACCUGGGGACUCGUCUCUCACCCAAACAAAUCAUCACUUAUGUGGCCUCUCAUCUGAGCCAUAUAGAGGAGCUGGAAAUCAGGCACCAUAUACAUCCUAUCAAAACAACACCUGAGUUCUUGCAAAGUGUCAUCGAUGAAUCUUCUCAGGCGUUAUCCCCGUUCUCCUCUCUUCGCCGGGUCACUUUUGUCGGACUUGAGCUCGUGGACGGGUUUACUGCCAGCGGAGAUGUGGUCGAGGUCCGAAGCGGAUUUGUCGAACUCAUCGAAGAGAUCGUCUCAUUGUCCUCAAAGUCGGACCUCCCUGCACUAUGUCGCACGAGUAAACUCUUUCGUGAGAUCGUGGAACCUCUCAUCUACCGUCACAUCUGCAUUCCUUGCGGCGAUACCCUGACUGAUGGUCGACGGACUCCUCGAGCCGACGACGACCGAGUAGUCGAGAUGUUCCAUUGGAUUGUUGGCUUAUAUAAUUCGUUGAAGGGCGAUGAUCGUAAGGCAGCGAUGGUUGAAAGGGUUGAGGUGACAGACUUACCUGAAUACCUAUCGAAUAACUCUGACAUUGUAGAGAUACCGGGAUUCAGCCUUGUGAACUAUACACCAAGCCACACUUCUAGAAAUCUCGACAAGAUAUCCACGGUCAUCGCCGCUGUUCUCUCUGUGCUCCCCAACUUGCCCUUCUUCCAUCUCACCGGCGGCGCCAUCAUUGAGGAAUCACUGGAUGAUGAUGAUGAUUAUGAUCGUUAUGGCCGUAGGCACUAUCUUGCGCCUCAGAUCCGCCAACAUUUAGCGCCCUUGCACCUGCUCAGCCACGUAUUCUGUCCAACCCUUCGCGAGUUCCAUUUGGAUUUCCCGCACAACCCGCCCCAGAUUGAACCCCCACUUCCCCAUUUUAUUCGACGCCAUUCUAACCUUAUAGGCGCCGUACUUCACAUCAGCCAGUAUGAGGUCCCCCGUGAUCGGGUUGAGCUAUGCAUGCCGAGCUUGGAGCGAUUCGAAGCGCCUGCGGGAUACUUCCAAUACUUUGCGGACCCGAUGCCUUCGAAACUCUCGCAUGUUUCGAUGGACUUAACACACGUCGCCGGCAUGUCACGCAAUGAAAUCCUCAGCCUGCUGAAGCGCGAGCUCGCCGUCAUCCGAUCCUUCCCGUCGUUGGAACUUUUGACGCUCAUAGACGAGAAGAAUCUUCGUGAUAUCGAGAGUAUGGGCGUCGUCGCCGCUCGUUUUCCGAAUAUCGAACAAUUGGAGAUCAGACAUAAGUCCUAUCCAUGUUUAUUGGAGAAACCACGAGAAAGCAUCGAGAGGAUGACGCAAGCGUUCGCCCGGUUCAAGGGCCUACGUCGCUUCACGUACGUCUCUCUUAGAAGCGACGGCCGGGCGUCUGCGAGGGUGAAUACUGAAGUCGAUUUGAGUACGGUGAGGAGGUGGGGUUUGGAGUGCCCGACGUUGAUGUACUGUGAGAUAUAUAGGACUGUUUGGCAGCGAAUGCAAGGGGAGUGGGUUAUCGCUUCUUUGUGAAGUUGUGGCCCAUGAUUCGUCGUAUUCGGUUUGUGUGACUAGUCUUAUUGCUUGGUCCUAUCUGCUUUCUUCUCAUCUGUGCGCAUUGCCUUGUCGGCAUAUGUUGACUUCUUGGUUGUUCGUGAUUUAUGUUGCACGGUGAACGUUGCAUUGUAUCUAACGCCCCAGUUCCUGUUGGUAUUGCUAGUCUCCGUGGUCCGCUUCUGCCUGGAGUCAAACGAAUUGAAACCCCUCGGUC